UAAGUGGGCCACCCUGUAUAUUUUUUGGACUGACGCCCCCAAAACCCUGUAGUACUGAUCGUGUCCGCUGCGUGUCGCCGUUGUUCCCACUUACAUGGUCAAAAGGAGAAGGCGGACCGCGCUUGUGCGCGCCUUUACGUAGAUUUUGUCGUCAUUUUGGUGUGUCGUGCAUUUCGCGUGUACCUCCCACCACCUCUCCCCACUGCCUCCCACUCUUUCCAAUCCUAUCCUUGACGUGAUUUAGCUUUGGCGGACUGAGUGGACGCUGGGUGCCGAGCGCGGUGCGCUGAAGCCGGCGUUGCGUUGAAGACCAAACCGUCAUCCCUUCAUCUUCAUUCGGAUUGGAGUCUUGCUUCCCUACUAUGACCUGAGGAAUUCUCCUGUCAUACGUCUUGUCAUCUUCAUCCAUGGGCUCCCGCAGCCAAGGCUUUUUCCCACACCACCACAGCAGCCACCAGCACCAUCAUCAUCAUCGCCAUCACCAUCGUAGCUCCUCGUUGGCACCACCGGCGGCGGCGGUGCCCCGGCUAUUGUCCGAGGUCGGCAUGGCCCAAAUUACGCCGGGCCUGUUCCUGAGCCGCGGCAACGUGGCGUCCAACCGCGGCUUGCUCCUGUCCAAGGGUAUCACGUGCGUGGUCAACGCCACACUGGAGCUGCCCAACUUCAACUGGCCGCAUGUGGAGUACGUGAAAGUGCCACUGGCCGAUGCGCCACACUCGCCCAUUUCGCUGUACUUCGACGGUGUUGCCGAUAAGAUUCAUAGCGUGGGCCGCAAGCGGGGCGUCGUCCUGGUACACUGCGCAGCCGGUGUCAGCCGUUCCGCCUCGCUGUGCCUGGCCUACCUCAUGAAGUACCACCGCGUAUCGUUGGCCGACGCCCACGCCUGGGUCAAAGCUCGUCGCCCCGUCAUCCGGCCCAAUGGCGGAUUCUGGCGUCAGCUCAUUGAAUAUGAGCGCAAGCUCUUCGGAAGGAACUCGGUCAAGAUGGUGCAGACGCCCUACGGAGCCAUCCCCGACGUCUACCAGAGGGACCGCCACAGUCUGGCACCCUACUGGGGACUGUGAAUCCCUUGCCCCCACCCUCAAUGAAUUUGCAGACAGGGGGUGGACCACGGGUGCAGUCGGUCUCCUGGUGUUGACUGUGCUUGUCAUGAUGUCACGUGUACGGUAGCAGUUUUUUUGACAGCAGUGUACAGUGAACCGCACCCGACCCCCUGAGUUGAAUUUGUUCCAUGUGCCUUUAUUUACAUGCGUCCUGGUUUGCAUCUCAGAUCAACUUUUCAGAUUGAAAUGAAUGGAAAUGCCAUUAAUCCGUUCCAGGUACCCAUAAAACACCAACAAAUAUAAGGUCUUUUUCAUCAUUAUUAUUAUUAAAACUUAUAUUAUUAUAAGAUUCACACUAUGAUAUUGUACUUACAAAAAUAUCAAAUAGACUAGACAAAACUAAACAGUUUGUGCAUCAUUAUUUCCUGUUUGAAACGAUAGGUGUCAAACUCAAAGCCUGGGUUGAGUUUGAUUCAGCCCGCCACCUGAUUUUGUGCUCCAGAAAGCAAACUGAAAUUAGCCCAAUAAAUUACCAAAUUGCUAAUUGUCUUCUCUUGACAAGUUAAUGAGAUGUCACACACAUUUUAAGCAUUUAAAACAGGAAACUAUCGUUGCUCAGAAAGCAAAUCUAGUAUUAAUUUUGGUUGAGGAUAAAGAAUAGAUGCCUAUGACUGUUGUUAUAUUGUCUUUCUACAUUUGUUUUCAAAUAGCCAUUGCUUCACCAGUUGUAACACUGCAACUUUCAAUGCCAAUUUUAUUAGCCAGCCUAAAGCAUUUAGCAUUGUAUAUUAGCAUUAAGCGUGUAGAUCUUCAUGAGAAAAAAGUAAUUUUGAUGUUCUCUUUGUCUUACGGUUAUUUUUACAGUACAUUUUUACCCCCCAAAAACCACCACAAUCAUUUUGAAUAAAGAAAACUGGCAGUGGAUUGUCAAACAAAAAUAGAAAAAGAGUGCUGUUGUGUGUGCAGUAGCAUUUUACAAGAGCACCUUACAGUGGUAAAUCUACGUUUUAAACUAAAAUUGACUAUUGUAAAGCUUUUGGGGUUUGGGCUCAGUCCCUAACUUGCGUGAAUAUCGGGUUCACUGUCCACAAAUUACCUAAAUGCCUAAGAGUAAAACUAGUUGUAUUUGGUUUAUUGUACAAAAAGAGCUGUACAGUUUUAUUGGACUGUUGUUUUUUUCCUUCUGUAUUCUUUCAGUUUGGUACCGACAGCAAGUAUUGUGAGCUAUGGAUUUGCAUUCACACACUGCAUUCUAACCCGAAACCUUGGCCCAAAGCCUAGCUCUAAUUUUAACCACAGGCACGCCCAGAGCCCUAAACAAACAAAAUAACUGUUAAGAUUACAUUUUUAAAAACACAUAAAUGUCAAUUUUAUAAAUGUCUUGCCAUGAGUUCCUGUGUUAAGUGGCCAACCUGAACCACACACUUGCCAUUAACUGGAAUUUUCCCGCCUCUUUCUUUGUAACUGGUGUGAACUGUAAGUAGGCGUUUGUGGAAACAUGAUUAGAUUUAUUCCGAAGUAAAAAUCUACUUUUUUAAAUGAUUAACAAUAUGUAAAACAAACAAAGGCCUGUGCAGCACAGGCCUGACAAUAUUCUCUCUCUCUCUGAUACACAUUAUUGUAGUGUAAUGUGGUGCUAUGGUGUUCAAUGAUAUUCCUGUUGGCUUUUGGUGAGCCAGAAUCCAAGCACAAAAAUGACAACAUUAGUACAUUGGUUCAAAUAAUUACUAGCUUCAGUUUGGAAAAAAAUGACUAAAAAUAAAAAAGAAGAGCCUGUGCCAAUAUUUGUUUGACUUUGGAAAAUGAAAAAAAUAAAGACUUUCACGCAACAUGA
Messenger RNA from Hippocampus zosterae (dwarf seahorse), 2877 nucleotides. It is a transcript of the gene dusp14, whose product is annotated as dual specificity phosphatase 14. Gene Ontology annotation, cellular component: cytoplasm. Bases 408 to 1064 code for a protein of 218 amino acids. NCBI's taxonomy places the organism in Eukaryota, Metazoa, Chordata, Actinopteri, Syngnathiformes, Syngnathidae. Gene Ontology annotation, biological process: protein dephosphorylation. The record is from RefSeq and is a predicted model, not a curated record. The transcript has 2 exons. Gene Ontology annotation, molecular function: MAP kinase tyrosine/serine/threonine phosphatase activity.